UGAAAAAAACAUUUCAUGGAGAAGGAGGAGGAAAGGUAGAACUCCACAGACCAAAAGCCUGGACCCAGAAUGGAUAUAAAGCCAGAGGGACUGGGGCAGGAGCUGUUGUGGGGAGAGGCUCACCUCCGGCAGCUGUGGGAGAGACAGUUUAUCCCCUACCAAGAUGAAGUUGCUGCUUCUGUGUCUGGGGCUGACCUUAUUCUGCACCCACGGAGAAGGCAAUGGUGUCGUGAGAAGAAACUUUGAUCUAGCAAAGAUUUCAGGGAAGUGGUACUCUGUUCUCUUGGCCUCCGACAAAAAGGAAACCAUAGAAGAAGGUGGUAGCAUGAGGGUUUUUGUGGAAUCCAUCCAGGCCUUGAAGAACUCUUCUGUUUUCUUUAAAUUCCAUACACGAGUGAACGGAGAAUGCACUGAAGUGUCUUUGGUCUCAGACAAACAGGGUGACGGUGUGUACACUGUUGAAUAUGAUGGCUAUAAUAAGUUCCGCAUAGUUGAGACAGACCCCAGUAGCUAUAUUAUAUUUCAGCUCCGGAAUUUCAACAAUGGGGAAACCUUUCAACUGCUGGAGCUCUAUGCCCGAGAACCAGAUGUGAGUCCAAAUCUCAAGGAAAAGUUUCGAGAAUUUAGUCAAAAAAAUGGAGUUGUUCAAACCGUAUUGGACCUGACCAAUGUUGAUCGCUGUCUCCAGGCCCGAAGUGAAGAGUAGGCUACGUGUUCAGUGCUGAGUGAACGCUUCCCUACUUGGACUCCGGCAGUGCCAUCUCAUGACAAACUAUGUGACCUGCUCACCGUGACUCUCACGUAUGAAGGUGUCACUCUGAAGAUCUCCAGAUUGACCCUAAUUACCUGAAAACGUUUAUCGACUCACCAGCAAGCAAAGGCUUUCCCUGAAUCUCUCUGAUUGCUAUACUUAGAGCAACUGUAUACAAAUAAGAUCCUCCCCUACCUGUUCAAUAAAUAAGUAGCCUUGCA
Fukomys damarensis (Damara mole-rat) is the source of this 972-nucleotide messenger RNA. RefSeq names its product allergen Fel d 4. Bases 164 to 706 code for a protein of 180 amino acids. The record is from RefSeq and is a predicted model, not a curated record. Gene Ontology annotation, molecular function: small molecule binding; odorant binding. The transcript has 7 exons. NCBI's taxonomy places the organism in Eukaryota, Metazoa, Chordata, Mammalia, Rodentia, Bathyergidae.